AUGCCAUACCCAAUCUACUACUACGUUGCCAUUCUUUGCAUAGCUGCUCUCUUCACCCGCUCGCUCUAUGCACGAAUUAGUCUCUUCCAGCGCAAGCGGCGCUUCGCCCGCAAGCACGGCUGCGCGCCUGUGACGCGAGCGCGGGCGUGGGAUCCCCUGCUUGGUCUCGACCAUUUCGUCCGCCUAGGGAAGGCCGCCGCGCAGCGCCGGUACCUGGAAUACUGGCGGAAGAACAUGUUCGGGAGGUACGGCAACACGUUCGAGAUCAACCUCAUGGGCCAGCGCCUGCUCUUCACCAACGAGCCGCGCAACAUCCAGGCGGUGCUGGUGACGCAGUUCCCUGACUUUGACAUCGGCCAGCGGCGGCGCGACAACUCGGCCCAGCUGUUGGGCGUGGGCGUCUUCAACGCCGACGGUCCCACGUGGGAGCACGCUCGCGCUACCCUGCGUCCAAACCUCACGCGGGCUCAGGUGGCCGACUUGCAGCUCUUUGAGAAGCAUGUCGGCGUAUGGAUGGCGGCCCUGCCCAAGGAUGGCCAGGCGGUGGAUAUGCAGGAAUGGGCUUUCCGAUUUGUAAGCUCCACGGCUUUGGGCCGCCGCUUUGCCUGGGCCUUUAACCUCGGGGUGGACGGAGUGGCGCAGAAAAUCCGCCUCGGAAGCCUGGCACCGCUCUACUACAAUGCCGACUACGGAAAGGCCUGCAAGAUGGUGCACGAAUACGUCGACCCCAUCGUGCUUGCAGCGAUCGAAGCAACCCAGAAGACCGGGUCUGAACAACACAGCAACGUCGGAGACGAAAAGCGGUACACCUUCCUUGCCGCUCUCGCCAGCGAGGGUAUCAGCCCGAAGAAGAUACGUGACCAUGUAUUGAACAUACUCAUUGCUGCGCGCGAUACAUCGGCCUGUCUUAUGAGUGCCGCCUUCUUCGAGCUCGCAAGACAGCCCGCCAUCCAAGCCAAGCUCCGAGCCGAGGUCGACAGACAGCUCGAAGGACGGCUCCCCCGCUACGACGACCUCAAAGACAUGACCUACCUCAACUGGUUCAUCAAGGAGGCCCUGCGCCUGUACCCCCCAAUCCCCAUGAACAUCCGCGUAGCGAACAAGGACACGAUCCUCCCCGUGGGCGGCGGUCCCGACGGCUCGGCGCCCAUCUUCGUCGCCGCGGGCCAAGAGGUCGUGUACCAAAUCUUCUCGACACACCGGCGGAGGGAUCUUUGGGGCGAGGACGCCGACCAGUUCCGCCCGGAGCGGUGGGAGACGAUCCGCCCGCACUUCCAGUACCUGCCCUUCAACGGGGGUCCCCGCAUAUGCCCUGGCCAGCAGUUUGCGCUGCUGGAAACGAGCUUUGUCCUCGUGCGGUUCCUGCAGGAGUACUCGCGGCUCGAGGCGCCCGCAACCUCGCAGCAGCCCUGGACCGAGAAUUACACCUUGACCUGUUCGGUGGGACAGGGUUCGUGGGUGAAGCUGAUGAAGAGGGGGGGUGAAAAGGGGUCAGAAGUCUCGGCUUAA
Molecule: messenger RNA, 1509 nt
Organism: Podospora anserina S mat+
Lineage: Eukaryota; Fungi; Ascomycota; Sordariomycetes; Sordariales; Podosporaceae
Exons: 3
Coding region: 1-1509 (502 amino acids)
Molecular function (GO): oxidoreductase activity, acting on paired donors, with incorporation or reduction of molecular oxygen; monooxygenase activity; iron ion binding
Source: RefSeq, a predicted model, not a curated record